AGUUAAGUGUCACAAUCAAACAGAAAUAGAACUUUUCUUUUCAGCUUCCUGAGCUCUUUCCGGAUCUUUCUAUGAGCGUUUCUUCCUGUUACCUCCUCACCCUGGUUAAUGUCUGAAUCUACUGCUGUAGAUUUCCAGAUGAACGGGACCAGGUACCGUCGGAUGGUUCAAGUCUGCUUCCUCGCAGAAUGAACGUGAGAUGUUCUCUGCUGAGAAGGAAGACGUUUCCCCGCCGGCUGGUGCUACUGGCCGUCCUGUGCGUCUGCAUCUACGUCGCUCACAAUCUACGUCGCCCGGCGCCAACGCCGCCGCCUCCACGCCACGCGCCGACGUUUCGCAAGUACAACGUGAGCUGCUCGGCCGUAUACGACCUGGACCCGGUGGAGGUGGGGCGGUCGCUGGUGAUCAGGAGGAAGGAAGUCUCAGAGGACCCGGAUGAGACUCUGCGCGACCUCACAGCCGACUGCUCGCUCUUCCUUCAGGUCCGGGGUUACGACGACGUGUGCGCCACCGAGCAGGAGAGACAUUUCCAAUUGGCGUACUCGCUGGUGGUGCACAAGUCUGCCUGGAUGGUGGAGCGGCUGAUCAGGGCGCUGUACUCGCCGAGUAACAUCUUCUGCAUCCACUACGACCAGAAGUCCUCAGCUACGUUUGGGUCGGCAAUGGAAGGUUUAGCUCGCUGCUUACCCAACGUCUUCAUCGCCUCCAAGCGCGAGUACGUCAUUUACGCCGGCAUGAGUCGCCUGAAAGCCGACCUCAACUGUCUCUCAGAUCUCCUCGAGGUGGACAUCUCCUGGAAGUACGUCAUCAACCUCUGCGGGCAGGACUUCCCCCUGAGGACCAACAUGGAGCUGGUGUCAGAGCUGGCCGGUCUAAAGGGCGCCAACAUGCUGGAGACGUCCCGACCUAGCGAGUACAAGAAGCAGAGGUUCACCUUCCACCACGAGCAGAAGGACCGGACGUCGCCAAAGAAAACGGAGCUGGCCAAGAGCGCCCCGCCUCACGGCAUUGAGAUGUUCAUUGGCAACGCCUACUUCGUGCUCUCGCGUGACUUUGUUGUCUACAUGAGCACCUCCGCCGUGGUCAAAGACUUUCUGACCUGGUCAGAGGACACGUACUCGCCCGACGAACACUUCUGGGCCACGCUGAUGAGACUGCCGGGCGUACCGGGCGAGGUGCCCAGGAGCGAGCCGGACAUCACCGACCUGAUGAGCAAGACCCGUUUGGUCAAAUGGCACUACCUGGAGGAGGCUCUCUACCCGCCCUGCACGGGGAAACACGUCCGCAGCGUUUGCAUCUACGGCGCGGCCGAAGUGCGCUGGUUGCUAAACAGCCGCCAUUGGUUCGCCAACAAGUUUGACCCCAAAGUGGACCCGGUAGCCAUCCAGUGCCUGGAGGAGAUACUGCAGGAAAAACAAAAGUUCCUACAAUCCAAAGCAACGUCCACUUGUGACUAAUGACUUCUUCACCAAGUCUGAAGGCUUUUUACACCACGAACGAACGGACUCCUUUGGUGUCCCACAGGGAUCAAUCCACAGUCCAUCUUCCCUCAUUCAUCUUAACCCUUUAUUGCAACAAGGAAAUCAUACCUGCCAUAUUUGGUAACUUGAGUGGUUGACCAGCAGUGCCAUUUUUGGUUCUUGGGAUGGAUUAAUUCAUUGAGGCCUGUAGGCAUACUUGCCAACCUUGAGA
Messenger RNA from Nerophis lumbriciformis (worm pipefish), 1692 nucleotides. RefSeq names its product beta-1,3-galactosyl-O-glycosyl-glycoprotein beta-1,6-N-acetylglucosaminyltransferase 4-like. Gene Ontology annotation, molecular function: acetylglucosaminyltransferase activity. Gene Ontology annotation, cellular component: membrane. The record is from RefSeq and is a predicted model, not a curated record. NCBI's taxonomy places the organism in Eukaryota, Metazoa, Chordata, Actinopteri, Syngnathiformes, Syngnathidae.